This is a messenger RNA of Oreochromis aureus, 1129 nucleotides long. RefSeq names its product P2Y purinoceptor 14-like. Gene Ontology annotation, biological process: G protein-coupled receptor signaling pathway. Bases 89 to 1129 code for a protein of 346 amino acids. Lineage: Eukaryota; Metazoa; Chordata; Actinopteri; Cichliformes; Cichlidae. Gene Ontology annotation, molecular function: G protein-coupled purinergic nucleotide receptor activity. The record is from RefSeq and is a predicted model, not a curated record. The transcript has 5 exons. Gene Ontology annotation, cellular component: membrane.
UACAGCAGCACUGUUACACCAAGAGCACAAAACAACUGAAGCAGCUUUCCCUGCUCACUGAAAUCUCCAGAAACACAGCUCCAGAAACAUGAAUGAACCACUAAAUGUGACAGAUGGCCAGACCUGUGAUUAUGUCAACACAUCAGUCAACUCUUUCUUUAUGCUGGUCUACAGUCUGGUCUUUCUGGUGGGUUUACCCCUCAAUGGCUUCAUCAUGAAGUUUUACUUUUGUGGAGCUCAGCAGCAGGCAUCAAGCAGCUUGAUGGUCUACCUGAAGAACCUGACAGCUGCUGACUUCCUGCUUUGCCUCUCUCUGCCACUGCGCAUCAGCCACUAUGCUAGCAGCUCUCUCAUCAUUCAGCUGCUCUACUGCAGCUUUGGGGCUUCUGCUUUCUUCCUCAACAUGUACGCCAGCAUCAUAUUUAUGGGGUCCAUUGCUGCUGACAGGUAUCUGAAAAUUGUUCAUACUUCACAAAUGCACAUGCUGCAGACAGUACAAGCAGCAAACAUCAUCUCCAUGGUCACCUGGAUUGUUCUCCUAGUUCCUGCCAUCACCUACACCAUCCUGUUUUUCAUCACCCAAGAACCUCGGAGUUCUACCCUGAGCCGCUGUGGUUCCCUCUUUAGUGCAUCAGUCAGCCUGGUCUUCAAAAUAAUUCACAUCAGCUGCACCAUCAUCUUUCUCGUGGUCUUCAUAGCCAUGGUCUUCUUCUACUACAGCACCUCCCGCAGGGUGUUGCAGGCACAGCAGAGGCAGCUGGCCUCCUCUGGCUCUGAGAAGCUGGUGAAGUCUCGCAGGAACAUGUUGGUGCUGGUCAGCAUCUUCUGUGUUUGUUUUGUCCCCUACCACCUGGUUCGACUUCCCGCCACUUUUCUUUUGAACAGCUGUUCUGUGGGUCCAGUGUUGUUCUACCUGAAGGAGGCUGCCACCAUGGUGUCAGUUUUCAAUGUCUGCCUGGACCCUCUUGUUUACUUUUUCCUCAGUAAGACUCUUUCGGGCUCAAGGAUCCCAGGGGCUAUGUUGUCCGGGGGCUUCUCCUGCCUGGUAGGGUCUCCCAUGGCAAAUUGGUCCUGGGUGAGGGACCAGUCAAGGAGUGAUUCGGAAGACCCCUAUGAGAAGAACACCUAG